Mya arenaria is the source of this 1505-nucleotide messenger RNA. RefSeq lists its product as uncharacterized. The record is from RefSeq and is a predicted model, not a curated record. Lineage: Eukaryota; Metazoa; Mollusca; Bivalvia; Myida; Myidae. Bases 84 to 836 code for a protein of 250 amino acids. The transcript has a single exon.
UUUCUCACAAACAGAGGGAGGUGUCCAUACACAAUUAUAUUUUCGAGGGUUCAGGGCAAUUUGGCACGCAGCUUUCAAUAGACAUGUCGUUCUUUUUCAAAUUGUCCUUCAUUUCAUUUGCUUUAGCUAAUGUCUGCAACACUGCCGUUAUUUUGAACGAAACAUUGGAUGUAUCAAUACCAUUUCAGGAAGCGGACGAACAUACUUUGUUGGAGUUAGGAGAAAAAGUGAAUUCACCACUUCUGAAACUAAUCGGAUUUGCCUUGAAAAAUCUAAAAUGUAACAUCAAUGGACCAUGUGAUAUUUGGUCACCAUGGACGCGCUGUUCAACUGUUCCUAAAGGAACUUUCGGAAUUCGAACGCGAUCGCGCAGUUGUUAUCAAGAGCAAACGAUAAGUGGUUGCGACAAUUUUGGUAAGACGAAACAUGUUGAAAACCAGAACGAAGUAUGUGAGGGGUUUUGUCCCACAAAUUACAACACUACAAGCACAAGCCUUUGCUUAAAAACAAGUACGGAAAAAAAGAAGCGCCAUGCAGCGGAGAAGUUCUGUGAAGAAGACGGUGGGCAUAUCAUCAACAUUGACACCCAAAAGAGAUAUGAGGCUGCUAGCUCGGUUGCAAAUAUAAGCAGUAUAUGGGUUCAAGGGAAACGUUCUCAACAAGCGGGACCCUGGCAAUACAUUGUCGGUGAAGACCCGGAAUCUCAGCCGUUCUUCAAAUGGGACGAAGGAGAUCCAGAAAAUGGUGUAAAUGAUGUGUAUAUGCGCUUCUACAAGUCAGAGUUCUAUGAUUGUGUGGAUUCAAAUUACAUUGUAAUUUGUGAAAUAAGACAAUAGGACGAACAUGUUGGAAUAAAUAUGACAUUGAAAUGACAUUACCUUCAGUGUGUGUUUGUUUAUAAAAAUAAUGUAUAUGACUGAUUUGUAAUACAGAACUAAAUUAUACGGAGUCAUUUUUUCUGAAUGUUUCGGAUGUAACCCUACGUAGAUGUUGAGCGAUGAGAAACGAUGUGGUCAAAGUUGAUUAAUGGAACAAAAUCUGAUUCACAUAGUGUUUGUGCAAUGUGUUUGAAAGCAACUCAAAAUAAAAUUAGCAUGAGAUCAUAAUCCACAUGAUCAUUAAGUUUGUUCAUUGUUCAUUUAAAUGACCUGUCGAUUUCUAAAUUGUGGCGGUGAUUGUAGUUCUGCAUCAUACAUAACUUUUAACACUGUUUUGUAUGUAAGUUGGAUUGUUGUUUGCUUUAAUAAUAAACAUAUCUCCUGUCGAUUGGUCUUAAAGUAACACCAUAGCUUAAGGCAGGUGUGUGUUAUAAAGUCAUGAAGAAAUUGAGACUAAGAUUGUACUUUGUGCAAAAUUCUGCGAGAGCUACAUAUAAUUUGAAAUUGUGCAUUGAUUUCUUGACUUUAGUUACGACGCAAACUUUGGAUUUGAAUAUGUAUAGUAAUAUACUGUUACAGCUUUCCUGUUAACAUGUAUUCUUCUCUCAUUUAAAUAAACCUUAAAAC